CCAGCCGCACAGGUACACACACAUCAUGGCGGUGACCGUGGAUAGUGGAAAUGCCCCUGUGUCGGACACCCAAUCCUCAACCUCGGCUGAUCCGCGCUAUGAAGGUUCAACAUUUCAGUACAGCAUGCUCCUGGAGCACCUCAUCGGAGAGAAGAGGCCGAUUAAAGAUCUGAAUCCGACCGUUAUGGGUGGUCUUCCCAAUCCCAUGAAAACCGACGACCAGAAGAUGAUCGAACGGGGAAUGGAGAGCUGUGCCUUCAAGGCGGUGUUGGCAUGUGUUGGAGGUUAGCUUGUCUUUCAAUAUUGACGACGAAAUUACAAUUGCAACUUGCUUGGUGCAUUUGUGUUUUGGGGGUGUAGCUGCCGGACAUAACGAUCCGAUGGUGACAGUUGGUUGCAGCUAGCUACAGUAGUUUCUCUCUGCAUGCAAGGGGCCAACCACUUAUAAUGCACAGUUGUUCCAAAUUGUUUCUCUUUAUUGUUAUUUAUCUUACUGAUGAUAUGAGCCACUCAAUCUCCCUUGAUGUCUCUCUAUGAUGUUGUUCAUUCUCACUAUAACAGUUAGUAUAACAGUACUAUGUCCAUAUUUGCUGUAGCUAACACCAUCUUGUGACACUGUUUUCGCUACAGGGUUUGUUCUUGGGGGAGCGUUUGGUGUGUUCACGGCUGGCAUAGACACCAAUGUGGGAUUUGACCCCAAAGACCCCAUGAGAACACCUACGGCCAGAGAGGUCCUCAAAGACAUGGGCCAGAGGGGAAUGUCCUACGCCAAAAACUUUGCCGUCAUUGGAGCAAUGUUCUCCUGCACGGAGUGCAUCAUUGAAUCGGUAGGUUGUCUUCUGACCGUUUUUUUUCUUUUUCUGCUUUAAAACAUCAGAAAAUAAUAUGCUAACUAAGAGAGUAGCAAAGUGAAAGUAGUCUGAUUGUCAGUGGAUUGGUGAAACUAAAGAUAUAUUGAAACUUAGCACUAGGUCCAUCCUUAUUCAUCCCAAGCACUAGACAGCCUGUAAUGUUUGGAGAACUUGAUAUUACCUUAAUAUUAUGUAACCACAAACCAUUGUUCCACAAAUCACAAGAACGUUAAUCUUCUAGGCUAAUGGUUGAUUAAAUUAAUACCGUGAUUAUGUAAUCAUUGUUUGAGAAAUACCAAAGAGAAUUUAAAAACUGGAAAUAGUGUGGUGUGUAUUUGUCAUCAGUCUCAUACUGCCCCCUUGGGUUGUGUAUUUUAUAUUACAGCACAGGGGAAAGUCUGACUGGAAGAAUGCAGUCUAUAGUGGUUGUGUUACUGGGGGAGCAAUAGGAUUUCGUGGUGAGUUAUCUACUUAAUGUAAGUUCAAAUGUCCCAUGCAUUAAUAUCACUUUGACUAAUUGUUAAAUGAUAAUUGGUUUCAAGCUAUGAUUGUCUCCCUUCUGUCUUAUAGCUGGGGCGAAGGCUGGAGUGCUGGGAUGUGGAGGUUUCGCUGCCUUCUCUGCUGCCAUUGAGUACUAUCUCCGGUGAAAACUAGGGGACCUUCAUUACCUCUGUGGACUAUAGUUGAGAGGUAACUGGCCCUCUGGACCAGAAACAGACUUUAUACCUCAUGGAAAGAAACACAUCCCUGCAGAUGGAACAUCUGAGGAUUAUCUACACUUGGACAAUUCCAUGCUGGUCUUCAUUACCUUUUGUUGACUGUAUCCUGUGCACAGUGAUGUCAUACUGGGUGGGCCAGUCCAGAAUUGUGUUCCACUGGGUAUGCUGGCUUUUCCUUUAUCUAAUAAGUUAAACUUCUAAUCAUCAGUGUCAGUCCAUAUAUUUUGGUUUUAGAUGAGCUGGCUAUUCUCUCCUUUAGUUGUGGGUAAAAUACAGCCUGGUGACAUUUAAGUUUGAGUCCAGGUCAAUGGGCGCGUUUUGAGUGGUAAGGCUAAAGCAUCCAACUGUAGACGAAAGGUACAUCAGCGACAGCCGGAAUCUAAAUGUACCCUUGUUUAUAAAAGGUUUUCUUUCUCAAAAUAAACGUCUCCAUUCUCCAACACCCAUAUUACACACUCACAAACUGAAAUGGUGUGUACAUUAUACAAUCAAUUAGUGAGAAACUCAUCACAUUUAUUUGUAUAUAUUUACUGUACACAUGAAUUGCGGAGAAUUAGUUUCUGUUUCAGUCUUGUCACGUUCGCGUGGGCCAAACAAAAACCUACAAUGUAGGUGAUGGCUGCAGAAACCUAUACUGAAAAGUUCAUAAGUCGACAUGUAGGCGAGUCAGACAAUUUCUAAGCUCCAGAACGCAACACACUGAAAGGCGAUGACUUGACAAAAGUUAGCCGCUCGAAUGCACCCAAUUGUUUUGACAUUAUCUGACUCAAACAGCCUUACUGUAAAAGCAACAUGUGGUGACUGACAUUAUUUGUAAAUGUUUACAGAAUCCAUCCAAUUUAUAGUUAACUGAAACUUAAGUCACCAAGCAGCAAAGUAGCCAUUGAUUCUCAAAGUCACUGGUGUAAAUUGUUUAUUUAAAGUCAUUGAGAAAUGCAUUACUAGACUGGACGUGCCCACCCAGAUAAGAUGUUUAAAAUUCAUUAAUUGUGAAUAAUAUAAACUAUGCUGAAUGAACUCUGAGAGUUUGGUGGGUGUCUGAGAAUUUAAUUGCAGGACUGGUUAUCAAUAAAAACACAAACCACUGCUAAUUGCUACCGUAGUUUUGUAUUCAUUUUUCAAUUCUAGUGAUUUGUUUGGUAACUGCAUGCUCAAUAGAUUCAGAAUACUUAAGAUUGCGG
Coregonus sp. 'balchen' is the source of this 2751-nucleotide messenger RNA. NCBI's taxonomy places the organism in Eukaryota, Metazoa, Chordata, Actinopteri, Salmoniformes, Salmonidae. The record is from the annotation of a GenBank genome assembly.